Lampris incognitus (smalleye Pacific opah) is the source of this 2125-nucleotide messenger RNA. It is a transcript of the gene tmem68, whose product is annotated as transmembrane protein 68. The transcript has 9 exons. Bases 171 to 1172 code for a protein of 333 amino acids. Gene Ontology annotation, cellular component: membrane. Gene Ontology annotation, molecular function: acyltransferase activity. The record is from RefSeq and is a predicted model, not a curated record. NCBI's taxonomy places the organism in Eukaryota, Metazoa, Chordata, Actinopteri, Lampriformes, Lampridae.
CUAGUCUUUGGUCGAUGGAAGCCAUCGCUUACGAAAGAGGUGUGCCUGACAGCAGAUGCCAUCCCUCAGCAACUUGGAUCCAUCCCUCCAUCAAAGGGUGACUCGCUGACUGACUCUUUUAGCCAGCUUGCUGACUGACUGACUGGUUUGCUGACUGGCUUAAAGCGGGAAUGUCAGACAGGGAGAACCAGUCCUGUCUAUCGGCAGCAGAAGAUUCACUUUCCUUCCUGGUGUGUGUAUUCCAUGCAUUGAAGAAAUGGCUGGGCCUGGGUCAGGUGGAAGACUACUUAAGUGUUUUGGAGUACCUGGUGUGGGUCUUUACUCCUCUGGCGAUUGUCUUCAUCGUGCCCUUUCUCAUUGUGAUCCUCCUCUACCUCUCCAUACUCUUCCUUCACCUGUACAAGAGGAAAAAUCAGCUGAGGGAGGCCUACUGCAACAAUCUUUGGGAUGGAGCAAGGAAGACUCUGGCAACUCUCUGGGAUGGACAUGGAGCCAUAUGGCAUGGCUAUGAAAUCCAUGGUAUGGAGAAGAUCCCUGACAAAGGAGCAGCAUUGAUAGUGUACUACCAUGGCGCUAUCCCCAUUGACUACUACUAUUUCCUGGCAAAUGUUAUCAUCCAGAAGGGACGCACCUGCCACUCUGUAGCCGACCAUUUUCUCUUCAAGAUCCCAGGUUUUAAACUGCUGCUAGAGGUGUUUAGUGUAAUCCAUGGGCCCCAGGAAGAGUGUGUACGGGCCCUGAAGAGUGGCCAUCUGUUGGGCAUCUCACCAGGAGGGGUCCGGGAAGCCCUGUUCAGUGAUGAGACCUAUCCUCUACUUUGGGGCAAACGAAAAGGCUUUGCACAGGUGGCCAUCGACUCACAAGUGCCAAUAAUUCCAAUGUUUACUCAGAAUGUCCGCGAGGGCUUCCGGUCACUGGGAACACUCAAGUUCUUUCGUUGGGUGUAUGAGAAGUUUCGCCUGCCCGUAGCUCCAGUUUAUGGUGGCUUCCCAGUAAAAUUCCGUACCUACUUGGGUGACCCCAUCCUUUACGAUGCUAAUAUGGAUGCUGCUGAGCUAGCAGAGAAAGUGCAGCAGGCAGUUCAGUCCCUCAUCGACCAACACCAGAAGAUUCCUGGAAGUAUCCUGCGAGCCCUGCUAGAGCGCUUAUACACUAGACACAAAGAUGAGUAACCCUUAUCUGAGGCAGAUCUCCCUCUGUAGAUCCAGGUCGACAUAACCUAUAUUGUUUACUUUGCUAAAAGAGGAAUUCCGUCCAAAUGCAGAAUAACCAAGUCUGGGCUAAAGAGCAAUGGUAGCCCAAGUCAUAGGACAAGUUGUAAUAAUGUCAUGUUACAACACACCCUGAUAUCCCAGUAAUGAGAUGUUGAAGGGAAAAUCACAUACUAGAAGAAAAAUGACCACUGCCGUGGAGCCAACAUGGCUGCCAGUGAACACAUCAGCAGGCAGACUGUCUCCAUAAGGCUCUGGGAAUACUGGCCUCGGACACUUCUCUGGUUCACAGCCUUACAAACUUAAAUAGGAAGUCAAGCACAAUAAAUGAUGUAAGGACGUGCCAGCUGACAUCCUGGACCUCAGUGCUAAAAUACUAUUGGAGGAAGCAGCAGUCAUUAUUUAUUUAUCUUAGUGUAGUGGGACAAGGUUCUGGGAAAUGGUUGUGGCAUCUUUGGUCACAGGAUUACUUGGAUGAGAUUAUUUAUAGCGUGUGUUGACGAUAUAUGGCUAAUAUAUGAUUUAUGUACAAAACAUCUAAAUGUAUAUAACGUUUUGAAUCCUUGUGAUUAAUGUUCUGAAUUUUCUAAUUUUCUGUGAUUUGUGCAGUAUUUAAACAAAGGGGAAAUGAAAUAUCAGCCUUUGGAGCCAGAGAUAUCCAUUUGGUACAUGUUUUUGCUACAGUUCCCUUAUAUUUGAGGAAAAUAAACCUACGUGGUUAAGAUGAGAAACUCACACCAAGAAGAAUGAAAUGUCCACAAAGGACUUCUCUGAUUUUGCAUUAAAUUUAUUUUUAACUUCUUAAAUAUGGACUUUCCCUCAUUUUUGUCACUCUUGGUGAGUCUGUUUCUUCAGUGUUUUUGGAAAAAUAUCUUCCAGUCUUUAACUAAGCAAUAAAAUAACUACAGAGUGCA